AUGAGUCAGUCUCACAUCGGAAAGAAGCGAAAGCGGGAUGACGCCCCAUCGCGAAAUCAGGGUCGCAAGCGCAGAACAAUCCGAAGUGGCGAAAGUAGCUCGUUGGAUGUUGAACAGCUAGAGAAAAGAAUUGCCAAAGAUCCGUCAAACAAUCACAAUGAUGUUGAGACUCUGCUUCAAAUGCUCGACCUUGCUAAUCCGGAUGCGAAAUUGAAUCUGAGAGCUGGAGUAGCACUGUGCAAAGUCUUUUCCAGGCUUAUCGCGUCUGGCCAUCUCAACCAAGACAAUCAGGGGAACAACCAGAGUCAAGAAUUGUCUGCUUGGUAUGCCGAGCAGUAUAGGAAAUAUCGCAUCACUCUUGCCAGGUUGUUGAGGUCGGUCUCGGCAGCUCAGCGGUUAUCGCUUGUACACCUUUGCUGGAAGGUCUUGGAACAAGAUGCCGAAUUUCUGGGCAACAAAGUUUGGGUCUCAGAGAGCAUGUUCAAACCAUUCUUGUCAGCGGUAGUUGACAUUCCUGGCGGCACAGAUGUCAGAGAGACUUAUGUUGACGAGUACAUGAAUCAAUGUCAUGAUUGCUGCUAUCACUCUUUAGAAUACUUCUCGACACAUGUUGCUACAAGUCAGGAUGGGAAUGUAUUGGAGAAUGUAAUCGAGAUACUCUCGGUGCUUGAUCCGCCUCCUGCAUCUGCUGAAGACCUAAACUUCUUGGCUGAACCGCCCACCAAAGGUUCGAAGAAACCAUUAAUAACUCCUGCAUCUCUCAAGCGGCGCGCAGAAGAAGCAUGGUUGUCAGUACUACGAUCACCACAUCUCACUACAGGGCUUCGAAAGUCACUCCUCCGCAUCACGACCGCAAGGAUACUUCCAUGGAUGUCCCGUCCUGAGACCUUGAUGGAUUUCCUUACCGAUAGCUACGACGUCGGAGGCAGCACGUCCUUACUCGCCCUCUCAGGACUAUUCCAUCUCAUCACCACGAAGAAUCUUGACUAUCCCUCCUUCUUCCCAAAGCUAUAUUCCCUUAUCGACGCCGACCUCCUCCAUAGUAAGCACCGCUCUCGAUUCCUCCGCCUCCUCAAUACCUUCCUAUCCUCCACCCGUCUUCCCGCCACUCUAAUCGCUUCCUUUAUCAAACGCCUCUCCCGACGAGCCCUCUUCGCACCACCAGCCGCAAUAGUAGCAAUUAUCCCUUACAUCUACAACCUCCUCAAAUCCCACCCCACCACCACCUUCAUGAUCCACCGUCCACCCCACCCACCGUACACCAAAUCCACAGAAAACCUUGGAGAAGACCCUUUCGACAUGAAGCAACCCGAUCCGCAGAAAACCGGAGCUAUCGAUUCUUCACUGUGGGAGCUCGAAACUCUGCAAUCACACUACCAUCCAAGUGUGGCGAGUCUGGCGAGGAUCAUCUCUGAACAGUUUACCAAACAGCAGUACAAUAUCGAGGAUUUCCUGGAUCACGGGUACGGGAGUAUGCUGGGUAGUGAGUUGGUGAAGGAGGCCAAAAAGGAACCGGUGGUGGAGUGGAAAAUUCCAAAAAGGAUCUUUACGAGGGCGAAGGUUGGCGAGGAAGGUGAAGAAGGGGAAGGAAAUCUGAUUACUAAAUUGUGGGACUUUGGCUGA
Endocarpon pusillum Z07020 is the source of this 1623-nucleotide messenger RNA. RefSeq lists its product as uncharacterized. Lineage: Eukaryota; Fungi; Ascomycota; Eurotiomycetes; Verrucariales; Verrucariaceae. Gene Ontology annotation, biological process: ribosome biogenesis. Gene Ontology annotation, cellular component: nucleolus; small-subunit processome; Noc4p-Nop14p complex. The record is from RefSeq and is a predicted model, not a curated record. The coding region runs from base 1 to 1623 and encodes 540 amino acids. The transcript is spliced from 2 exons.